GUACAUGGUGAAGGUGGAGUCAGAUUCCAGAACUGGGCUAGAACAUAUGGAUCCUCUCCAGAAAUGCAUUUCCAGCCAACAACAGUUGAUGAGAUCAGAGAGAUCUUGGCUCUGGCCAGGCAGAAAAGCAAGAAAGUGAAAGUGGUUGGUGGUGGACACUCCCCAUCAGACAUUGCCUGCACAGAGGAUUUCAUGAUCCAGAUGGGAAGGAUGAAUAAGAUCCUUGAGGUAAAAGGAUCUGGCACUGGUUUAGGAGCUGUGUCAGAUGUGGCAGCUGCUGGGGUCAUUGGAACGGGCACUCACAACACUGGCUUCAGCCACGGCAUCUUGGCCACUCAGGUGGUAGCCAUGACACUGUUGACAGCUGCAGGGGACAUCCUGGAGUGCUCUGAAACUGUGAAUCCUGAACUCUUCCGAGCAGCCUGUGUACAUCUGGGUUGUUUGGGCAUCGUUCUCACAAUCACGUUCCAAUGCGUCGCAGAAUUCUACUUGCAAGAAACCACCUUCCCUUCUACGCUCAAGGAGGUUCUUGACAACCUAGAUAAUCACCUGAAGAAAUCUGAGUAUUUCCGCUUCCUUUGGUUCCCUCACAGUGACAACGUGAGCAUCAUCUACCAAGAUCAUACCAACAAGCUCUCUUUGAUGACUUCCAGCAUUGACUCUCCAGUCCCCACCACCACCACCACCGUCCUGGCUGCUUCUGCAAACGCAUUCCUGCCCUUCUUGGUAUCUUGGAUCAACCGCUUCUUCUUUUGGCUCCUCUUCACCGGCAAAGUGGAAAAUGUGAACGUGAGCUACAAAAUCUUCAACUAUGAAUGCCGAUUCAAGCAGCACGUGCAAGAUUGGGCCAUUCCCCUUGAGAAAACAAAGGAUGCUCUUCUGGAGCUAAAGGGGAUAUUGGAGACUAACCCCAAAAUGGUAGCCCACUACCCAGUAGAAGUGCGCUUCACCCAAGGGGAUGACUUCCUCCUGAGCCCCUGUUUCCAGAGGAAUAGCUGUUACAUCAACAUUAUCAUGUACAGGUGA
This is a messenger RNA of Thamnophis sirtalis, 1026 nucleotides long. The record is from RefSeq and is a predicted model, not a curated record. Lineage: Eukaryota; Metazoa; Chordata; Lepidosauria; Squamata; Natricidae.